AUGUCAUGGGUCGCCUCCUUUUUCGCCGCCGAAGCAAGCCGCCUACAUGAUAAUACACCUGGAGCUGAUCCUCUGCCACCAAAUACACUUUCAGACUUGACUGAGUUUUGCAACAAACUCCUUAAGCUGAUAUCACUGCCGACACCUUCUCGACCUGUAGUGACCGCUGUCCACCAAGAAAAAGCCCAGUUCCAGAUCCUUCAAUACAUGGCCAAUAGGUCGCCUGCAGUAGCAGUAACGCGACUCGGCUUCCUAUCCGUAGCGCUCAAUCAGCUGGCUCAUGCCAAGACACCACAAGAAAGAGAAUGGGCUGAGCUUAAAGGGUCUGCCUGGCCUCCGUGGAAGGAGAAUCGUACAGCAAUGGAUGAGGACAAAGGCUACGAGUUCGGUGCUUCCCGAGCUUCCCAGCUUCUGCACCGUAUGCACGAAGCUGGAUACAGCGGCGGGUUGUGGGAAGACAUAGUGCAAGUCUAUGCUGGUUGGGACAAAGACUCCAGUCCAACGAUACAAACUCGGACGGUUUUACCUCUUUCCUCCUUUCAAUACCGCAAGGCUAAUGGACUUCGUGCUCUACUCUGGGCUGGCCGCAUACGAGCGACACGCACGCGCAGGGAAGCCUGGGCAUGCUUCCUCUCACAAGAGCUAUCUGGAGGACGUGCUCAUUCCGCAAUAUAUCUCGCAAUGUUCGAAAAGUUGCAUUACGGUACAGCAGAAAGAUUGACACACCCAGAGUUCUCAUCUGACGCAGGUGGCACUCCAGAAGAAGGCCCCACCUACUUGUUACCCGGAGAUAUGAAAGAAGUCUUGCCAGACCCGCUCUCCACGUUACACCACGUUUACAUCAGUGAGCCCGUUCCCGGGUAUAGAGAGCUAUUUCAACGGAUGCAGACCACUCAGCUCAAGCCUGAUAAUCAUCUCCUCGUCUUCCUAAUAGAGACGUGUCCCGACUUCGAUAUGGGCCUAGAAUUACUGGCCAUGGCUAAGGAUAGGGGCAAUGGCAUAAUAGGCCGAAUUCUUGAUGGAACUCACGAUCAAGAUCUGCCAUACCAGCCAAUCUUAGGUUAUUUUAUCAAGGCGAUUAUCGUAUUCUUAUGUCGUUAUGGACGUGUCGAACAGUCACUGCCCAAGGAAGUCCAUUUUCUACGGCCGGAACAGCAUGCCAAUCAGCUCAGGUCGAACCGCAACUACCUGGUCGAAUACGCGUACAUGGUUCUUAGACAUUAUCGGCCGCUUUACCGACCAGCUUGGGCUGCUAUGAUAGAGAAGCUAGCAUGGCACAUCAACCAAAAUGGGGAAAUUGGAAUUACUCAGUAUAAACGUAUUUGCGACAUCCUUGAGCAGAUGGAGCAGCUGCAUCUCAAUGUCGACGACGAAAUCUUUCUCCAAUUCUGUGUUGCGACUCGGUACACUGCUCAGACCGCCCAACAAGGCUUCGCGUCCAUUGAGGAUACGCGACAUGUCCUUUCCACCAGUUCCCAUCGCCUCCGAACGCUCUUUAAUAGCUUGGUCGGUAUUAAUGCCGACGUGCAGUCACCUUCAAGUCACCAGACUGGUAGUAACGUCGUUCCGCUACAUAUUCCAGGACCUGCAGAACUACAUGCUUACGUACGAGCACUAACUGCUCUCCGGGAUUAUGAAGGUCUCUAUUCCUUCACCACCUGGCUCACCAAACACCAUGUCGAAGUGACGGCGCGCGCAAAAGCUCAGCACUCAGGCAGAGACAUUCUCUUCAAGAUACUUGUGGCAUUGCGAUUAGCUAUCGAUGGUGGGGCUCUUGAGCCAGAAGCUGCCUACCUAUCUGGCGCACCAGAAGACAUAGCACUUCUCAUCAAGACACAAAUCGAGAGUGUUGAACAGUGGGGUGGUUGGCCUGAACGAGAAUACGUUGAUAUGUAUAUCAAUGGGCAUUUAAAAUCGGAACCACCUCUCGUUGGAGGACGCUAG
Messenger RNA from Alternaria arborescens, 1944 nucleotides. RefSeq lists its product as hypothetical. Bases 1 to 1944 code for a protein of 647 amino acids. The record is from RefSeq and is a predicted model, not a curated record. The transcript has a single exon. Lineage: Eukaryota; Fungi; Ascomycota; Dothideomycetes; Pleosporales; Pleosporaceae.